UUCACCGGAACCGGAAGUGACUCCCGGCGGCAGAGAAAACGGAGCCGGAGCGUAGAGGCAGCUGCGGCGCGAGGAAAGGAGGAGCGCGAAGGAUCGAGAGGCCACCGCCACCAUGAGUCUCUUAAACAAGCCCAAGAGCGAGAUGACUCCUGAGGAGCUGCAGAAGAGGGAAGAGGAGGAGUUCAACACUGGACCCCUGUCAGUGCUCACCCAGUCAGUGAAGAACAACACCCAGGUUCUUAUCAACUGCCGCAACAACAAGAAACUGCUGGGCCGGGUGAAGGCCUUUGACAGGCACUGCAACAUGGUCUUAGAGAAUGUGAAGGAGAUGUGGACAGAGGUCCCCAAGAGCGGCAAAGGCAAGAAGAAGUCUAAGCCAGUGAACAAAGAUCGCUACAUUUCCAAGAUGUUCCUGCGGGGGGAUUCAGUCAUUGUGGUCCUCAGGAACCCACUCAUUGCUGGCAAGUAAUGAAGUCAGAGCCUUCCCUUCCCACUGAUACUUGGCUUGGCCCAAUAAGGCACCCCAAGGGUUCCCUUGUUUUACCUUUUGUGAAUAAAUCCUUGCUGUUUUUUCUUUUUCA
Molecule: messenger RNA, 581 nt
Organism: Gracilinanus agilis (Agile Gracile Mouse Opossum)
Lineage: Eukaryota; Metazoa; Chordata; Mammalia; Didelphimorphia; Didelphidae
Gene: SNRPD2
Product: small nuclear ribonucleoprotein D2 polypeptide
Exons: 3
Coding region: 113-469 (118 amino acids)
Biological process (GO): RNA splicing; spliceosomal snRNP assembly
Cellular component (GO): U2 snRNP; precatalytic spliceosome; catalytic step 2 spliceosome
Molecular function (GO): RNA binding
Source: RefSeq, a predicted model, not a curated record